Chrysemys picta bellii (western painted turtle) is the source of this 2542-nucleotide messenger RNA. RefSeq names its product protein eva-1 homolog C-like. Gene Ontology annotation, molecular function: carbohydrate binding. The record is from RefSeq and is a predicted model, not a curated record. NCBI's taxonomy places the organism in Eukaryota, Metazoa, Chordata, Testudines, Emydidae.
UAAUGGACAAUAGGAGCCUCUGAGCUACAGCACCAGCAGCAAAGAAAGAUGAGAUCCCACCCGGACUGGAGUCACAGUGGCUCUGGGACCCAGGCAACAGGGAAUCCGGGACAAGCUACAUGAUGACUGUGUCUCAGCGGCUGCUUGGGGCUCGGGUCUCAUGUCUGGGGGCAAUGCUGGGCUUCCUUUGCUUCUCAACGGUGCUGAAGGCAGCCCCUGAGUUCUCAGGUUACCUUCAAAAGGUGCUGAAGAACCACACAGCCCACGCCUGUGAUGGGGAGCAACUGGGAGUCAUUUGUCCCCACAAGACCUCCAUUAGCAUCCUAUCUGCAUUUUAUGGGCGUCGAGUGCCCAGCCAGAACCUCUGCCCGAGCACUGGCAAUAUCUCUGGUGAGAGCAUCAUGUGUGUAUCUGCCACAGCCCGCCAGAAACUUCUGGAUGAGUGCCAGGACCAGCGCUGGUGCCAGUUCUCUGUGCAUAGUCCAGUGUUUGGGCCCGACCCGUGUCCCGGGACACACAAGUACCUGAUAGUUUCAUACAAGUGCAGACCAGCUAACCACCGCAUUAAGACCGUGUGUGAGAAUGACAAGCUGAGGCUGCAGUGCAGGGCUAAAUCUGUCCUAGCAAUUUACUCCGCAAGCUAUGGCAGAUCCAUGCGGGGCAAACCAGAGUGUGACUCUGCGAACAGGACUGGACUCAAUGUAGAGUGCUUAGCUCCUGAUGCCUUGAGGAGAGUCUCUCGGAAGUGUCACAGGAAGGAGAACUGCACCAUCUUGGCUAACAAGGCCACCUUUGGUGACCCCUGCUUCCCUGGCGUGAAGAAACAGCUGAGGGUCUCCUAUACAUGUGUGCCAAGGCAGCUGUUUGAGGAGGUGGGCCAGGAUUCUCCAGACCCCUUCUCGCUCUCCGACUACACACAUGGUGGCUGGUACCAUGGGCCGAUGCUGUCCAGGCUCCGUGAAGAUCUGAUGAUUUUUACUAGCUCUCUGAAAACGUUUGCCCAUCUCUGGGGUGUCCCCGAGAAGGUGGGCCUCUAUUUUCUGUGUGGGGUCUCUGGAGGCCUGGUGUUCCUGCUUUGUAUCUUCAGCCCCAAAAUGGCCUUCAUACAGGACAUGAAGGAGGUCUUAAAAGACUCGAAACUGGGGAGCAGCUCAGAGCUAAGCCAGACCAAGUUACGGGAUGACCACGACGAGGACAACCACAACGACGACAGCUCCUCAGACUCCUCAUUCCGCCGCCUCACCCGCACCUACCGUGCAUCCAACAACAUCUUCAGCCCGGAGCUGACCGCAGCCCUGGAGGGUGCUGCUGAGCACAGGGCCCAAGAGGGAGAGGAGAUCUGGAUGCUCAAAGAUUCCAGCCCCUACGCUAUUCACAAACUCAAAUCUGCUACCAAAUGAGAAUGAGGAGCAGGGGCCACUGGCAGGGCAAUGAGCCAGUUCCACAUCAGCAAGCAGCUCUUCCUAGUUACAGAUCCAAAUAAUGGAGUGGGAACAGGGUGGGAAGGGGGACAAUUUUCAUCUCCGGGGACCCAAACUCAUAACAGGCUUAGGUCACGUGCAACGAGUAUGUUGAUAACAGUCUGAUCCCUGAUAGAGAUUUAUCAUGACUCAAACAAAGCUAGGCAAACUAAUAUACAUUCUGUGAACGCCAUGUAAUAACUUUCCUGCUAUAGAAACCAUAGAUUCCAUAAUCAGUAUUUAUAUCACACACAACAAAAGCACAUUUGUUACAAUUGGCAGUCUCUGCUCAAGAGGCGAGCUGGUUGGAGAAAUGUAGACAUAAUCAUAUUCCAUCAGAAUAUACAGUUCUGUUGAAAGCAAAACGUUUAGCAAAAUUGGGUUGAAUUCUGCCUGAACUUUGUUUAGGAAGAAAUGCAUGGGGGAAAAGGGAUUCCAACAAUGUUGAAAUGACCCGUACCAACAUUUUCAGAAUGAAACUUUUUUGAUUUUUUUUUGUUUUGAAACAACUUUUAGUUUCAAAUUUUUUGCAUUUUGUAGUAAAAUAUAUUUAUAAUACAAAAUGAAAAAAGUCAAAAUUGAAACAAUACAUUUCGGAUGAUCCCAAACAAAAUAUUUUUUGGAAUGUUCCUUUGCAGAAAACUUGAGAUCUUCAGUUUAGGAAAAACACAUAUUUUGAAAUCUCAAAAUCCUUUUGUCCUCCCUGAGAUCCUGGUCUAAAACAGCAGGGAGAGCUGCAGGGCAGGAUUGAAUGGGAUUGUCUGUCAUUUCAACUGAAAGUUCUGACUGGGAGUUACCCUGGUUUGGUUACCAAGAAGAAUUCAGAGGUAGAAACCUUGCAUUGUCAUUACAGUUGGGUGUUUGUAAGGUCAGUGAACCGACCAGUUAUGAAAAGCUAUCUCAACAAUAUCAAGCAAGGAAUCAGACUGGUACAUUACGUGGUGUUUUGUCUGAUUUCUUGGGGUACAUCUAUACGGCGGGUAGUGUUCGAUGUAUCGGGGAUCGAUUUAUUGCGUCUUGUCUAGACGCGAUAAAUCAAUCCCCGAAUCGACGCCUGUGCUCCACCUCGGCAGGAGAAGUAA